Molecule: messenger RNA, 1263 nt
Organism: Mesocestoides corti
Lineage: Eukaryota; Metazoa; Platyhelminthes; Cestoda; Cyclophyllidea; Mesocestoididae
Source: the annotation of a GenBank genome assembly
AUGGUGCAGCGUUUUGAUUACGCCAAAUUUCUCGAGUGUGCUGCACUUCCAUCGGUUGAUAGCCUUUCUCCACUUUCUUCUCGAAGGAUUCCUGAUCGUGUUAGAGAUAGAGCUGCAAGUGCCUAUUCUCCAGUCACUUUCAUCCCCGCGGCUCCUUUUAUUGCCUGCCCUCUGAGCAACGCUGGAGCUACCUCUGGUCGCGCGUCGUCAAUAGAUGAACCAAUUUUCCUUUGUGUGGUGGAUAAGGUUCAGGCCAGUGGAUCACGUAUUGACAAAAUGCUGAAAAACCUGUCACAGCUCGGUAGAGUUAUUGUAGAAUCGGAUGUCGGUGCCACUAAUGUUCAAAUUCGUCGACUAGUUCGCCGCUUUCUCUCUUUGACAGAGAAUACGCGCGCGACUCCUAUUUAUCUGGUUGGUUUUGGAUCAUGCUGCGACGUACUACUGACAGCCGCUGCUACCUCCCCGCAACUUUUGCCUCCCUCGAAUGGAGGCGCCCUAGAGGACAUUAUUUGCGGUCGUCUUGCCAGUUUGGAUGCGCCGCCCCCUCUCAAACCUUGGCUUGCCGGUCUUAUCCUCAUUGCCCCUCCUCCAACAACUUAUCGUUUUGACGAAUUGGGCAGCCUUGAUAGCGUCGUUCGUCGAUGCUCCCUCCUCCUGGUCAUCAGUUCAAAGUACCAGAAGGAAGCUACUGCUUUUCGGGAGGCGCUUAUAGCUGCUCGAAAACGAUCGAUGGUAUACGGCGUUGGUGUAUUUCGUGGAAAUGAUUGGAAACCACCCUGUGAGUUUGACCUCCGCAUGCUUGUUAUCGGCGGCUCCGACCACCUUCUGCGAAUGCAUCCUAGCAUCCUACGAAGAUUCGCCACAACUCAAAGUGCCAUCGACUUUGCUAUUAAUAUCGCAAUCAAAAAUCUGGUGGCCGUAUGUCGCUCUCUCGUGAAUACCAAUGCAGCACCCAUGUCCACUCAUGGAAGUAACACUACUGGCAUCAGUCAUGAACAGAUGAGCAACGUAGGUAGCAAUGGAUCGGCCUUCCCGCCUCCACGAUUCACCAAAACCAGCAAAACACAAGAAGCAAGAAAGGGCACCGAAGCUCUAAGUUUUUCACGAAAAGCUGCCAUUCUGCGUGGCGGAACCCAAUCGCGAAAUUACACCGAGCGUCAUCAGGUGCCUCAGUUACGCAUUGCUGGACAGCGUCCGGCUUUCCCUCAGUAUGACGAGCACGCAAAGAUUCCUGGAAGGUCCAGGUCACAUUUUAAGCCAUAG